This is a messenger RNA of Myxocyprinus asiaticus (Chinese sucker), 5018 nucleotides long. RefSeq names its product caveolae associated protein 1b (gene cavin1b). The record is from RefSeq and is a predicted model, not a curated record. Gene Ontology annotation, cellular component: caveola; cytoplasm. The transcript has 2 exons. Gene Ontology annotation, biological process: termination of RNA polymerase I transcription; transcription initiation at RNA polymerase I promoter. Lineage: Eukaryota; Metazoa; Chordata; Actinopteri; Cypriniformes; Catostomidae. Gene Ontology annotation, molecular function: rRNA primary transcript binding. The coding region runs from base 314 to 1684 and encodes 456 amino acids.
UUUGUCUGGAGGGUUUCACGGGAAAGUGUGGCAUUCACAACCCAGCGCUUAUGCAGUACAGAGCCUCCAUAACUGCCUCCCUGCACUGCCUUGACUAGAUCCCAGAAAACACUCAGAGAGGGAGAGAGAGAAAGAGAGAGAGAGAGAGCAGAUGUGGAGUGCGUGAAAGAGGAGGGAACUAUAAGGUGAACUCCAGAGGGAAUAUCUGAGAGCAGAAAGAGUAGAAAGGCAAGUAAGGACACAGAAGAACGUUCCACUGCUUGCAUCCUUUCACAUUCAACUUUAUUUCUCCUCAUUCCACAAGCUUUGGAACAUGGAUGUGAUUGAAGACGCCCGUUUGCACCUGGAGGUCCCAGAGCCAAACAAAUCCCUCACCGAAAUCUCAGAUGAUGAAGUCAACCUCCCUGCCUCUGAGGAUGAAGAUGAGGCCGUUGAGAACAAAGCCAAAGAGGGUGGUGAGAAAGACUUAGGUGGUGAUGGAGACAAAGGUGAGAUGAAUGGAGUCAUGGUCCUGGCUCUACUAGAUAAGAUCAUUGGGGCCGUUGACCAAAUUCAGCAAACGCAAGCUGGGCUGGAAGUCCGUCAACGGGAGAUGGAGAGAUCCGUGACAGGUAUCCAAGGGGAACUCACUAAACUGUCCAAGAGCCACACCACCACGGCCAACACAGUCAACAAGAUGCUGGAGAAGGUGCGUAAGGUGAGCGUGAAUGUGAAGUCGGUGCGGGGUAACCUAGAGAAACAAGCCGGGCAGAUAAAACGACUGGAGAGCAAUGAGAAUGAACUGCUGAAGAGGAGAAACUUCAAAGUCAUGAUCUACCAGGAUGAGGUGAAAGUACAUUCAAAAGUAAAUGUAGCCAAGUCUAUGAAGUUUUCAGAACCUGUAGAGGGAGAAGGGGAACUAGAACUCAAAGCGGCUGCGGAAGAAGGAGGAGAGGACAGUGAGAAAGUACAUCUGGACCUGUCUUCUGAUGAAGAGGAGGUCGAAAUUGAGGAGACCAUCGAGGAAACGCGCGCUGAGCGUAUCAAACGCAGCAGUCUACAACGCUACCAGAAUAUCAAAACCGUUUUUUCCAAGGAAAAGAUGGAGAAAACCAAGCAAAAGACAAAGGAGAACUUAGAGAAGACCAAACAGAAGACCAAAGACAACUUGGAAAAAACUCGCGUGAAGACCAAAGAGAACUUGGAGAAAACCAAACAGAAGACCAAGGAGAACCUGGAGAAGACCAAACAGAAGACCCGAGAAAAUCUGGAGAAAACCCGUCACAACAUAGAAAAAAAGAUGGGAAAACUAAGCACUCGCAUGUCUGUGAACCCUGAGCGCAAGGAGAAGCUCAAGUCCUCACAGAAGAAGGUGAUGAAGUCCUUCACACCUGACCACACCAUUUAUGCCCGUUCCAAAACGGCCGUCUACAAGGUGCCGCCAUUCACCUUCCAUGUGAAGAAGAUCCGUGAGGGGGAAGUGGAGAUCCAGGGAACUGAGAUGGUGGAGGUAGGUGGGGAUGUGGAGGAAGUGGAGAAUGCAGUGAUGGAGGGAGAAGAUGAUGAGAUGGAGAUGGAAGGUGGCGAGAUGGUGGAGGAGGACGAGGAGACAGAGGAAAGCCCUGAGAUGCAGGCACUGCUGGAGAUGGGAGAAGACUCAGAGCUGGUGUUGGUGCAAAAAGAUCACGAUAGAGACAGCGAUUAGAGGAAAAACAUUGUCUGCAUGUGUAUGUGUGUGUAUAUGGGCGCCUACACACUAGAGAAAGCUCUGACGAAGCAUUUGACAAAUAGGAAAAUGUUAGAUGCAUUUUUAGUGUUUGGAAACAGCUGUAAAAGUUCGAAAUCAAUGAAUGCUGCAAAUUUCUGUCAGGGUCAGGGAGGAUUAGGUAGCGCUACCCCCCACCCAGUUGGUCGAGUCCCAUCUGACGAAGAGAUAACCAAGUUGCCCACCCAAAAGAUGCCCCAGUUUCCCACCCAGAAAAUGCCCCAUGAAACAUCACAUUCUAGUACCACCCCUGGAUGAAUUGGAUUUUCCAAAAGUGCAACUGGAUGUUUGUCACUUGGAAAUUGGUCAGCAGAUGCCCACGUUGUUCUCAACUUUUGGUUGUAUGACUGUGUAACUCUCACUAAUCCUUGCAUUUUACCUCUAUCCCCAUUAAAAUCAAGGAUUCGCUGUGUUCUUUGAUGUACCACAAACUCUAGUGUGUAGGUGCCCUAAGUGUGUGUGCUGUAUACUGCUGGUCCAGAUGUUGGAUGUUGCAGGAAAAAGUAAACGUGUCCAUUUGUGUGUAUGUGCAUCAGUAUGUGUGUGUUUGCAUCUUUUCUGGCAGCAAAAUUUUAAAACAUUUAAGGAGACUCCAUUCAGUUAAUGUGUGUUUUAGUAAAUUAGUACCUCAUGUUAAAGGUGCACACAGUAGUUUCUUAACUAAAAAAAAUAAAAAAAUUUGAGUGCCAUUUUGAGUUUUCUGAAGAACUUUCUUUUUCUAACUCCUUCUAGACCGUUCUAGAGACCCUCUUGUAAAAAAAAAUUAUCAAAUGAAUUUUGAUUCAUCAAAUCGUUCAAAAGAUAAGGUGUGUUCUACUUGAACUGCAUCCUGAUUUGCCGAUCGGCGAGAUUUGCCGGUUACAGUUGGGGGAGGAGUUGAAAAGAGAGCAGCCAAGCCAGACACUUGUGCUUCUCGUCGUCUGCUGAACCCACACCAGUCACGGAAGAUCACGCAAUGUUUGCAGAUGAAAUGUGAUUCAGAUAGACAGAUGCUUGAAUUUUACACAAAAUAAUCAGAAACAUUAUUCAUUUGAAAGGUUUAUUUGCUGCUUAAUACAGUGCCUGUUGGGUGUGCAAGAAGAAAGCCCAAUAAAAUCCUGUAUUAUUUUAAUACCAAUAAAGGAGUCAGUAUUUGUAAUCAUUUUUAAUGUUUUUAAUGAAUAAACAUAAUAUUACUAGACAAACAUAAUAUAACACGAUAUAAGCAUGAUGUACUGUUACAAAAACAUGGAGUUGUGAGAGUUUCUGCCAAACUGGAGGUGUCAGAAGAAACAUCAUGAUAAUGGCAUACUACCACACAACUCUUAUUUCUGCCACAGACUGACAUAGCAGAAGUAGUAAGAGUAGUAUGUGAAGUAUGCAAUUGCGAAUGCAGCCCAUGAAACACGUGUAACCAUUGUCACGUUGUGAGUCUGGCCAAUCGUGAAUAAGCAGUGUCGUCAUUCAGAGCUUGUGCACCCAGCUGCUCUCGAAUCGCUCUCACUGUACUUUGAUGGCAUAUGUAACAGUAGCGCGAUGGUGGCGCCGGUUCAAGUCGGACAAAACUUCUAACCGACAUGCACUGCUUCAAGUCCAGCGCCGAUCGGUCUGCGCAGUGCUGCAUGAAGUUGAACACACCUAUAGGUUUUGGGCCACGCGUCCAAAUAUUCACUGGCUUAUAUCUUCUAAACAAACUGAAAAAUCAAAAUGUUUUUGACAACUUUUUGUCAUUGGAGUCUUUAGAUGAUACAAAUAAAAUGUUGUGCUAAUCGGAAUAACAGUCGAGGAGUGGUUUGAAAAAGUUUUUUUUUUUUUUUUUUUUUGGAAAACUCAAAAUGGCUGACACAAUACCAGAUUUGGAUCUUUCAAAUUGGUCAUUUUCUCCACAAGCUGCUUGUGGGUAUAUUUUUAAAUGGAGAUGGUCGCCUCAUGUUGGCUGACAUCAUAAGAUCAUAUGACCAGCCAAAUAUUACUCACUGGAUCUCAGUAACCUCCCUGUUAUUGGACACUUUCGCUCACAGAAUAAAUUAAUUAUGACUGACUGCAAAUAGCACAUUUCUUCAAUGGUAUUGGUAACAAAAAGCCUUUGCUUUUGUAUGAUGCUGCAUGAAGUCCAGCACAACAUAACAAAAAUUACCUUUAACCUUUUUUUUUAACUGAUGGGGAAGGGGUGGGGAUUGGGCAUGCUGACCAGUAAGAUGCAAACUGGGGCCAGAGGUCUCUGGUAACAUUAUUAGGCUAUUUAGAUUAUUGCAAAUAUAUAAGACAGAUGACCAUGUGAUCAAAUUAACACUAGUCUUGGACUAGAAGAUGAUUUUCAUUCAAGCAAUAUUCUCACAUUUAGAUCAGGUCAACAGUUUAAACUUUACUUAUCAUAGAAGGUGGGGGGACAAAACGAGAAAAAAAACCUGAAGUACUGCUUCUAAGUGCUAAUUUUUAUAUACAGUAUUGUGACUUUAGAGGUGAAUAAUGUUACCUUUUUUCUUAAAACAGGCUGUCACAGUCGAACUGUUACACUGAAUGUUUUGUUUUGCUAUUUUUUUCCAUCUCAAUUUAACACAUUUCACAAAUAGAAAAACAUGAUAAGGAUGUUAGAUAUUCUAGGGUUAAAACAAAAGAAGAAACUGUUUUGAAAUAUCAAAAAGAAUUUAAUACAUCAUUUUCUCCACAUGUUUUUUCAAAUCAUCAAAAUAUAUUUAGAAUUGAAAUACAAAAUCAAAUAAAAAAAUUUUUACAAUUUUUUUUAUAAUUAUAUAUAUAUUUUAUAUAAUAUAUAAAAUUACCCAACUCUAGCACAGCAGGCAGUUCAACAAAAAGGCAUCAGUGCUCAUAACCCCGUAAAACUACUUUUUGUGUAACAUUUGCACAUCCCCUUGUGGACAUUUGUGGUAAUGUUGUAAUGGGCCAAUGAAUGGUGAGCCCUUAAUUUGUUAUCCAUAGAUCUAUGAGCACAAAUGUUAUAACAAAAUAGGUAUCAACUGCAAAAAUCUCAUGACCUGCAAGCACAAUCACAUGCACUGCCAGCAGCAUCUUUUACUUUACUUUAACUUUAACCGUAUGCAUAUGAAUCAAUGAUAUUACACUGACAUUUCCAGAGUGGUCCUUUACCAUUCUCCUCAUUGCUCAGAUUGUAUUAUUUCAUCAGUUGCUUAAAAGUCUUGCAAAACUUUUCUUUCUUUAAGCAUAUUACCUGUGCUCUUUUAUAUUUGCUUGUGUAGCUGGUGAUGAAUUUUCUCUUGUAAUGUCACACUUCUGAACCACUAAUGUGUUAAUAAAAGCAACCUGCUUCACAAUC